Mangifera indica (mango) is the source of this 1738-nucleotide messenger RNA. RefSeq names its product ervatamin-B-like. Gene Ontology annotation, cellular component: lysosome. Gene Ontology annotation, molecular function: cysteine-type endopeptidase activity. The transcript is spliced from 2 exons. Lineage: Eukaryota; Viridiplantae; Streptophyta; Magnoliopsida; Sapindales; Anacardiaceae. The coding region runs from base 433 to 1461 and encodes 342 amino acids. The record is from RefSeq and is a predicted model, not a curated record.
UAAAUGUUGUGAGAUACACAGAUAAAGGAUUUGUUGUUAAUGUCUGUGAAUAGCUCAAAUUUGGCUUCAUCUUACUUUUCCAUCACUUUCUCUGAUUUACAAUCUAUAGUUGUAUACAAUUUUCUCGUUCAACAGUAAAUUCCGUAUCAAGACUUGGCUUCUUUUGACUUUGCAGGUUAGCUCUCUUCAACAGCUCUGAAACUGGAAGUAGUACAUAAUUUGAAGAAGAGCAACUUACACGGACACAAACGACCCAGCAAAAUCAAACGGAAUUUGCCAGGGAGUUCGGUUUAGAGGCUGCUGCCCAAUUGCAGAAUAUUUGGUCAUUGAAUUUAUAUCAGAAAUAAUUCUGUAUAUAAACGAUGGUUACCAAGGGUUGAGUGCAUUGCAACUCAAGUUAGCACAUCCUGAAAAAUCAUUGCCUAUUCGAUUAUGGCUUUAAUGUACCAAAAGCUAUGUGUCUCGGCCAUCUUUAUCCUUUUGGCCAUUGCAGCACCCCAAGCUACAUCCCGCGAGCUCCAAGAGUUACCAUGGCGUCAGAGACAUGAACAAUGGAUGUCAAAGCAUGGAAAGGUCUAUAAGGAUGCUGAUGAGAAAGAAAGACGUUUUAAAAUAUUCAAGAAUAAUGUUGAAUACAUACAAUCUUUCAAUGCAGCUGGAAGCAAACCGUACACGCUAAGCAUUAAUGCAUUUGCGGAUCAAACCAAGAAAGAGUUUAAGGCUUCCCGGAAUGGAUACAUGAGGCCUGAUGCACUCGGUUACAUGAAAGAACCAACAUUAAUGUAUGAAAAUGUUAAAUCUGUGCCUGCUAGCAUUGACUGGAGGAAAAAAGGAGCUGUUACUUCCGUCAAAGACCAAGGCAAUUGUGGGAGUUGCUGGGCUUUCUCAUCUGUUGCAGCCACAGAGGGCAUCCAUGCAAUCACUACAGGUGAAUUGAUUUGCCUCUCCGUGCAAGAACUGGUCUCUUGUGACACUGGUGGAGUGGAUGAAGGUUGCCAGGGCGGAAGUAUGCAAGGUGGGUUUGAAUUUAUAGUGAAAAACCAAGGCAUCAACAGUGAUAAAAACUACCCCUAUGAUGCAACUGAUGGUGCUUGUAACAAAAAGGAGGAGGCUGUUCAUGUAGCUCAAAUCAGUGGGUAUCAAAAUGUUACAGCUGAUAGCGAGUCAGCAUUAUUAAAGGCUGUGGCAAAUCAACCAGUGUCAGUGGCAAUUGAUGCCAGCGGAGCUGAUUUUCACUUCUAUUCGAGUGGUGUUUUCACAGGAAAGUGCGGAACUGAUCUAGACCACGGUGUUACAGUUGUUGGCUAUGGCGCCACCGGCGAUGGGACCAAGUAUUGGCUGGUGAAGAAUUCAUGGGGAACCUCUUGGGGAGAAGAAGGAUACAUAAGGAUGCAGCGAGACGUUGAUGCUAAGGAAGGUCUUUGUGGUAUUGCCAUGGAUGCCUCCUUUCCAACAGCUUGAUUGUGCUUGCAGAUUAUAGUUAGUUAUGACUCAAUUCACGUUAGGCACUAAAAUUAGCCAAAAUAAAUACUUCUAUCUUCGUUUGAAAUUGCGGUGAAUUGUAUCAGAAAAAUCUUUGUUAUAUCUACAAAUUAUGUAACUUCAUUGCAUCAGGGAACUUUGAAGUAUGUAAUUUUUGUUUUGUAUCUGGAAAUAUUUAAUGUUUUGGGGGCGCAUAAGAGUGAAAAAUAUGUGAGCCUUUAAUGUUUGUAUGGCUAUUUAUGACCUUAGAGACAAA